AUGGCACUUGAGCUACUCCUACUCUUCGCUUUGGGAAUUAUCUCUCUUCUUCUCUUUAGCAGGAGAGCACUAAGCCACACUCACCGUGUUCAACACCUCCUCCCUCCAAGCCCCUUUGCUUUGCCCAUAAUUGGCCACUUCCAUCUCCUUGGCCCUCUCAUCCACCGCUCUUUCCAAGCCCUCUCGUUCCGGUUUGGCCCCAUAUUUUCUCUCCGUCUCGGCUCCGUCCCAUGCAUCGUCGUGACCUCGCCCAAGCUCGCAAAAGAGUUCCUCAAAACCCAUGAACUCUCCUUCGUAUCCCGCGUUCAGUCCGCCGCCAUCAAACGCAUAACCUACUAUUCUUCCUUGGCUUUUUCGCCCUACGGACCAUACUGGAAGUUUAUCAAGAAGGUGACGGUGAACGAGCUCCUCAGCAGCCGUAGCGUCAGCAAGUUUCAUUCCAUUAGGGCGGACGAGUACUCUCGGCUACUGAGACUCUUGGCCGAGAGAGCCAAGAGUUGUCUGGCUGUAAACCUCAGCGAAGAGCUGCCGAGGCUUUGCCACAACAUUAUAGGCCAGAUGAUGCUUGGGAAGUACUCCACCGCGGCUUCGAGCAGCACAGAGCGGGCUGAGGAGGCGAGGUUGGUGGUUAGGGAGGCGACGAGGAUUUUCGGAGAGUUGAACUUGUGUGAUUUUAAUAUGGUUUGGAAGAAACUGGACUUACAGGGGUUUGGAAAGAGAAUUGAGGACACGCAUCUCAAGUUUGAUGAACUAGUGGAGAAGGUUGUUAUGGAACGUGAACAACUGAGAAUUGAGAACAACGUACAAAAAACUAACGGAGGAGAGGAAAAGGACGAGGAGGUCAAGGAUUUUCUAAGCAUUUUGCUUGAUAUGUUGGAAGAUGAGAGUGGUGAGAGUGUGGAGGUUGGAUUUUCAAGAGUUCAUAUUAAGGCUCUAAUUACGGAUUUAUUCACGGCUAGUACUGACACAACAGCUAUUGCAAUGGAGUGGGCGUUAGCGGAACUCAUCAAUCACCCGGCGGUGCUCGAGAAAGCAAGGGAGGAGAUCGACCGUGUAGUUGGAAAUGGACGAAUAGUGGAGGAAUCGGAUGGUCCAAAUCUUCCAUACAUCCAAGCUAUCAUCAAAGAAACAUUUAGGCUACACCCACCUGUUCCUAUGGUCACAAGAAUAUCCGUAGAAGACUGUAAAGUCGGGGAAUAUGUUAUUCCGACGAAUACAAUACUCUUUGUGAACAACUGGGCAAUCGGAAGAGAUUCUAAAAACUGGGAAAAACCUUUGGACUUUUGGCCUGAAAGAUUCUUAGAAGGGGGUGACCAGACAAGCGGAAUGGAUGUUAGAGGUCAACAUUUUCAAUUUCUUCCAUUUGGGUCCGGGAGGAGAAUAUGUCCCGGUAUCAACUUGACCAUGAAAAUGGUUCCUAGUCUGGUGGGAGCUAUGAUUCAGUGCUUUGAUUGGAAGGUCAUUCCAAGCAAGAAGAUGAACAAUAUUGAUGGUGUUGUUGAAAUGGAUGAAAGACCUGGACUAACAACUCCAAGAGCCCAUGAUCUUGUGUGUUUUCCUGUAGCUCGCUUUAAUCUACUCAACAUCCUUAAACCUUAAAGGAUGGGUUGUUGGAGUAAGUAUGUAUCCAUAAAAUAAGAGCUAUGACCUCUCUCAUUGCAUGCAUGUUUGAGUUUGAGUUUGUUUGUUUGGUCCUUUUUUUUCUUUGUAACAUUUCUGUCUUAUUGGCUCAUUCUACUCACUGAGAUGCUCCAUGUAACCGG
Fragaria vesca subsp. vesca is the source of this 1763-nucleotide messenger RNA. Its product is annotated as licodione synthase-like. Lineage: Eukaryota; Viridiplantae; Streptophyta; Magnoliopsida; Rosales; Rosaceae. Bases 1 to 1599 code for a protein of 532 amino acids. Gene Ontology annotation, molecular function: oxidoreductase activity, acting on paired donors, with incorporation or reduction of molecular oxygen; monooxygenase activity; iron ion binding. The transcript is spliced from 2 exons. The record is from RefSeq and is a predicted model, not a curated record.